Molecule: messenger RNA, 2131 nt
Organism: Micropterus salmoides (largemouth bass)
Lineage: Eukaryota; Metazoa; Chordata; Actinopteri; Centrarchiformes; Centrarchidae
Exons: 5
Coding region: 170-535 (121 amino acids)
Biological process (GO): positive regulation of apoptotic process
Cellular component (GO): plasma membrane
Molecular function (GO): protein binding
Source: RefSeq, a predicted model, not a curated record
UUGAACUGCUAGCGUGGGUGUGUGCGCUAUUAAAACAAGGCGCAGACUCCUCUGGGUGACUCACUCUGAUGCUCGCUUUUCCAUGCUGAAACCCAGCACGGAUUGUUAAUCAGAUGAACUUUCGGGAAUUGUGUAGCCGACAGCGAGCAGCUUUUUACCCGCAGACAUCAUGGUUUCAAACGCUCUCUGCGCGCUGUGCGGACUAAUAAUAGCGGCCGUGAUCAAUUUCUAUGGUGUGAGCGCACAGAAGAGUCAGUGUAGCAGUUCAGAGUUUCUGAACCCAGAUUUGGAUGUCUGCGUGCCAUGUUCAUUGUGCAAGCAGUACCCAAAGACCCCAUCAUGCAACACAUGUAAAUCUGUGGACCAGACAUCUGAUGUAUGGAAACUGGCAGCCAUCACCAGUUUCUCAGUGCUGGCUGUCGUGCUGGUCGGCGCUGCGUUGAUUAUCGGGGUCAUGGUGCAUCGACACAAGUCACACAAACGGCCUCUACGCGAACCCAUUGAAGAAACUGCGGGGCCACUUUAUCAAGCUUAAACGAAUCACCUCAUCUUCCUCUGGAAAUGGAUGUGACAGAACCAAGAAGCGACUGGUUCGGAGCCCGAUGGAGGAACCUCUGGACCAUGAACUGUGUACUCUGACUGCAGGGUAUCUCUCGACCAGAAAUGGACCAUUUUAAUUUAUUAGACCGUUGAGCGAAGAUAAGUGCUAGGUUCUCAAUGCUCAGUGUAGGUCCAACAGUGACCACAGGACUUUCAAAGAGCAACUCUCACACCUCCUGUAGGAAUAGUAACAUUACAUUGGUGGUAUCAUUUUCUGAUUGUGUGUGCCUUACUUAAAAUAUCCCAUUUAAAUUAGAUUUUGAUCUGGGAGACCUUUGUGGAUUUGCAGAUGUUUCAUGUCAGAAGUAAGAUAAAACUACAGUCCUUUCUUUAGAGAGAUGGAUGCUUUCCAAACCCUGUAUUGCAUUGUGCUGUUUUCCAGCAGGACUCCGAUGAAUGUAACACAGCUACUGCUGCCUACUGGGCUGCAGUUUUAUCUCCUGCUAUUCAGCAGGGUUAGACGGGGUCUAUCUGCUGGUCUUUUACCACAACAGCCUCUUAAAGAUAAAUCACAUGUGAGUAAGACAUACUGUUAGGCACAUUAAGGCCAUUUGAAUGUAGCUACUUUCGCAGUAGAUGAAAUGUAUUCUGUCCUUUGGCCUUGCCAGUAUCUCUGUGUACCUGUUCUUUCAGUAGCCUCAUGCAGUGAUAAAAGCUGUUGAUUAAGGGAGCAAACUGUACUCAUCCACUGUUACUGGGUCUUCUGAGACCGACACAGACCCUGUAUUGCAGGUCAUUGCAAUAUUGUUUGUUGUCUGUUUUAAUGUUUACUAGGUUUUAGGAGAUUUUAGCUAGAUUCUUCCUGUUUGAAUCCCAGAAUUCAUACAUUACUGUCCCAGCGCUUGUAGGGCAGGAUGUUUGAAACACUAGACAUGCAAUCCCAAACUGCUAACACGUGGGAAUGUUGCGAGGAAUGUACUGUAGUGAGGAAAAUUACACCUGCAGUGUUUUAGGUGGAGCUACACAAUCACUAUGCUUGGUAACUUUUGGACUUUCAGGUCAGGUUUCACAUCUGCAACAAGGCAAAAAGAUUUCUGUCUAGAUGUGUAAUUUUGUAGCCACUGAAACCAGCGAGAACCACAGUGGGCAUGGUUGUUGUUUUCUACUUGUUUUAUAGCUCAAGAUCAUGCAGAAUGUGGUUACUGAAAUAUUUAAUGUGACGGACAAUGUUUCAAGUCAUAUUUUGAUUCUGUCUGCUUGUAGGUAAACUGCUUGCCCUCUGGCAGCAAAAUCACUUAAAAUACAGAUACUUUGGCUUUUCUUUUAGAUUUUUAUAUUAUUUAUUUGAAAGUAUCUUGCAGUGUUUUGCAUCAGCUGGAGUGACAAGCGCAUUUUUAAAGUGUGUUAAACUUCCACCAGGCCAGCCAACGAUGUUACUGAGCAAUAACUAACAUUUUCUGCUUAUUUCUCUUGCUUUCUAUUUCUUGUUGUAUAUACUGCACAUGCACUGGCUUCUUUUACUUAUUUCAAUCUUGUAAACUGCUUUCUGUACCAAAUGUAUUUUCACAAUAAAACUGACAACAGUAAUGCA